UCACUCGGACACUCGCCUUAAUGAAACUACAUAUUAUCUGUGUGACCUUUGGCUUAAUUACACAUGAUAAAAUCCAAUUAUUUAUGAAUUUUCUUAUAUUCAUAUGACCACAUUUUGUGAUGUUUUUUCCCUUUAUUAAAAUGGAAGUUAUUGAUGAGAUUUCAAUUCAUUUCAAAGGAAGAACCCAGAAUGUCAUUGUCCAUUGUUCAAAAGCAAGAAUAAUUCAAAUAAGGCUACUCUAGGGGAAGAAACCUGAUCCACAAUCUCCUUUCAACCCAGGCAACACCUUUUCAAAACCUGCAUCCCUCCAUCAUCAUCUGUUUUUGUAUGUUUCCUCUAUGUAUUCCCGGCAUCAAUUUGUGUAGGAGUUUCUAUUACAAGCAAUGCAAUGUCCAGAAUCAAGGUCAGCAGCUCUUCUGUUGUUGUGCAAAACAUAGCAAGCAGUGUCCAGCUUCCCCUUUUGGUGUCACCCUGACAGAGGUCAAACUUUGUCAGCUGGUAUGCGUCUACAGUUUCAACAGCAGAAAACCUGAUUCUUUCCAGGUCUGCGAAGUCGUUCAGUGUUCAGACAGACCCUGUUGAAAAGCCUCCCCUGUGCUAUUCCAUUGAAGUUUACUCUGUCUACUUAGGAUUUUGUUGAAGUGGUGACCACCCGAAUUAUUUUAACCCUGACUCGAAACUCACCAUAAGCAAAUGACAACAUUCGAGAUUAAUAUAUCAUUGGAAAAGUUUCAUUAAUCUUGAAUCUUCGUCUCACCAUCGGUAGAAAUACAAUCUUGGUUUAGAAAGUCCAAACCCACCAUUGUUUUCUUUACAAUUAAAGUACUGCAUCUUUUAUGAUGCGGGUGAUGUCACUGCCGAUGUCGAUGGUGGCUUUUUGAAUCAGAAUGCCACCAUGAUGUUAUUAUGGAGGUCCUUCUAAACUCCUGCUGUGAUUGAGCAGAAGUCGAAGCUGUUACAAGAAAUGGCAAUGUAUUCAAGAUGAGUAGCAAUGGUGCAUUUUCAUACAAGUCUGGCUCUGUGUACAAUGAACUGCGUCUGCGACGAAAACUAAUUGAUGCUGUCAUCGUAGUUGACAAAGUUGAGUUUCACAUCCACAAGAUAGUCCUUUGCAACAGCAGCCUGUACUUUUUAGAACUUUUCCAGCAUCACUCAACCCCAGACCAGAAGUUCUAUGUCAUACAGGGUCUGACGCCAACCUUAAUGCAACUUCUCAUUGACUUUGUAUACACUGGCUCUAUGUCUGUGUCAGAGGAGAAUGUCACGGACUUGUUGAUAGCAGCUGAUAAGUUCACUAUAACAGGCAUCAUUCAGACCUGUUGUGCAUUUCUAACAGAGAAACUCUGCCCAGAGAAUUGCAUCAGCAUCUGGCAGCUCAGUAAAAAUUGCAACACCCCAGAACUGCAGCUCAAUGCCUACCACUAUAUCCUGUACCACUUUGAGGCCGUCGCAAGCUCAAAUGAGUUGCAGCAACUCUCCAUGCAGGAGUUCUGUAACCUCCUGGACAGAGAUGACCUCAUCGUAAAGGAGAAUACUGUUUGCGAUGCCAUCCUUCACUGGAUCGCACAUGCUCCUGUGGAGCGAGGCAAAAACAUGCAAGCGCUUCUGGCCAAAGUCCGUCUAGCUCUGACGAGUCAGGAGUUCAUCACCAUCAACGUGUUGACCAAUCAACUAGUGCAGAGUAGCACAAAAUGCCUAGAGAUGGUCAUAUUUGCCACCCGAGUGAUGCAAUACAUGAAAACCAAAUCCGUGUCUGGGUAUUCCACCCUGGUGGCCCGACCUCGCCUGCCUUCUGCCAUCCUUUUGGCAAUAGGUGGCUGGAGCGAUGCCAAUCCGACACACCUUAUUGAAGCGUACGAUGUGCAAGCUGAUUGUUGGGAAUAUUUAGUGGAACACAUGCAACAGCCCCGAGCGUACUGCGGUGCCGUCUUUCUCAAUGACUCCAUCUACUGCGUGGGAGGAUUUGACGGGGCAGAACACUACAAUACCGUCAGCCGGUUUGACCUGAAAAUGCACACUUGGCAGGAAGUGGCGCCCAUGCACUCUCGUCGAUGCUACGUGAGUGUGACAGUUCUAAAGGGCUCCAUCUAUGCAUUAGGAGGUUAUGACGGACGAUUACGACUCAAGACAGCAGAGUGCUACACGCCUGAGACUAACCAAUGGACUCUCAUUGCAAGCAUGCACGAACACAGGAGCAAUGCCAGCUGCACAACCCUCAAUGACAAGGUGUAUGUUUGUGGAGGUUUUAACGGAAAUGAGUUCUUGCGAACAGCAGAAUAUUACAAUCCAGAGACCAACGAUUGGACAGUGAUGACCCCCAUGAACAGCCGUCGUAGUGGCAUCGGAGUCAUUGGCUAUGCUGACCAUGUUUAUGCAGUCGGCGGAUAUGAUGGUGACGACCGCCUGGCUAGCGCCGAGGCCUACAACCCACAAACCAACAACUGGAUCUUGAUGCCCUCCAUGCAAUGCCCCCGAAGCAACUUUGGCAUCGAAGUGGUGGAAGAUCGCCUCUUUGUAGUCGGUGGUUAUAGUGGAGUCUCCACCACCAAGCAAGUGGAGUACUAUGACCUCACCACUGGUCUGUGGUCUCCGGCCAGCGACAUGAGGAUCUCACGAAAUGCCUUGACUUGCUGUGUGAUGUCCGGAUUUCACAAUGUGACUCACUACGCAAUGCAGCGUAACAUGUUUCCAGUGCUCCCCUUGGAGAAUGAUUUGGAAAUGGAGGAUGAUUUCUAGAACCUGGAGAGAUGCCGACCUCGGCAAGUUUGAUAGAAACCAGAAACAAAUAAAAAUGAAAGUAUCUGCAAUUUUUGAUAGACAUUGUUAUUUUGAUUUGCUUCACACUGUUGCUAUUUUUUUUGUUUUCUCUCAUCUUAGUUUUGAAGUCGUUUGAGAUAAUGGACAAUGUCAGGGAUAAGGGUGGAUGAGCGAUCGUCCUCCGCAGAAGACUUUUACAUUUCGGUCCAAUCGUUUGCUCUCCAAUCAUUAUGUCUCCCAUGAUAGGCUGCUGUCGAUUAAUGUGUAUUGGUCAUCAUUUGAGAAACAUGUUAGAAGGAAAAUUAGAAUGUUAUCUAAUUAUGUGAUGGCAUUGAAUCUUGACUUGGUAGACCUGACUAUUCCUGCUAACAUGGGGCGAAAUAGAUAUGCCAUUAGGCCUGUGGUGAUCUCAACAUCGUCAGGAGCACUGACCUCCAUGAACUCCCUCAAUUCUGUUUAAUGAAAUUUAGUCUCAAGUCUGUUUUCUUCAUUUCGUAGCACUUUCCAUGCCGUUUAGUUGGUAAGAUGAUUUGAUGAGCAAAACACAUCUCCAGUGAUCUGGACACAAUACAUUGAAUAAUCUGCAUCUCUGAAAGUACGACAUAUUUUAUUGUUUCUUUCCAUGCUAUUCAAUCGCAGGUGUCAAACUCAGGUCGUUGAAGGCCAGAUUCCUGCACAUUUUAGACGUUACGCUCUCCAACACAAUUCAAAUGAUCAGCUAAUCAGCAAGCUCUGCAGGAGCCUAACAAUGAUUCUGAAAAUUUGAAUGAGGUGUGUUGGAGGAAGGAAAUUAGUCUGAGAUAAUCAUUGAUUUUGAACUGCUCCAUAAUAGCUGUAGUAAUUAAUGCAUUUUUGUAUAGUAUUCAAGGUUCCUACAAUUGCAACGUGAUAGUGGUGUUAAGAGUUGGAUUAUAUCGGGUAAAACCCUACUGAAGGCAAAGCUACCAAAUAAAAGGCCUACCAUUGCUGGAAUGGUCACAAGUAGAACCCA
Hippocampus zosterae (dwarf seahorse) is the source of this 3748-nucleotide messenger RNA. RefSeq names its product kelch-like protein 10. The transcript is spliced from 5 exons. Gene Ontology annotation, molecular function: protein binding. The record is from RefSeq and is a predicted model, not a curated record. NCBI's taxonomy places the organism in Eukaryota, Metazoa, Chordata, Actinopteri, Syngnathiformes, Syngnathidae. Bases 982 to 2736 code for a protein of 584 amino acids.